Molecule: messenger RNA, 1692 nt
Organism: Balaenoptera musculus (blue whale)
Lineage: Eukaryota; Metazoa; Chordata; Mammalia; Artiodactyla; Balaenopteridae
Gene: MACROD2
Product: mono-ADP ribosylhydrolase 2
Exons: 19
Coding region: 231-1604 (457 amino acids)
Biological process (GO): DNA damage response; peptidyl-glutamate ADP-deribosylation; purine nucleoside metabolic process
Cellular component (GO): nucleoplasm
Molecular function (GO): ADP-ribosylglutamate-[protein] hydrolase activity
Source: RefSeq, a predicted model, not a curated record
AGGUGCUGCUGUGGUGGCGGCCGCGGGGCUGAGGCGGGUGGCAGCCGGAACCGAGUGCGUGCUGAGGGAGGAGGGCGGUGACUGGAGAGCGACGAGCGGCGCGGGACCCGGAGUCUCUUCCACUUUUUCCUUCCCGAGCGCCCCCUCCCACCCCUCCUACUCCGCAUACACCCUGUUUGCCCGUGAGCCUGGGGAACUUGCAGCUUAAAGCCAGCCACCCCCACAGCAACAUGUACCCCAGCAACAAGAAGAAAAAGGUGUGGAGAGAGGAGAAAGAACGUUUGCUGAAGAUGACCGUAGAGGAGAGACGCAAAGAAUACCUAAGGGACUAUGUUCCCUUGAACACCAUCCCGUCAUGGAAAGAGGAGAUGAAGGGCAAGAGCCAAAAUGAUGAAGAAAAUACUCAGGAAACAUCACAGGUGAAGAAAAGUUUGAGUGAAGAAGUUUCUCUCUAUAGAGGUGACAUCACAUUGCUAGAGGUAGAUGCUAUAGUCAAUGCUGCAAAUGCCAGUCUUCUUGGAGGUGGAGGUGUGGAUGGCUGUAUUCACAGAGCAGCUGGCCCCUGUUUGCUCGCUGAAUGUCGCAACCUGAACGGCUGUGAAACUGGACAUGCAAAAAUCACGUGUGGCUAUGACCUGCCUGCAAAAUAUGUCAUCCAUACCGUAGGACCAAUAGCCAGAGGCCAUAUUAAUGGUUCCCACAAGGAAGACCUUGCAAAUUGCUAUAAAUCAUCUCUGAAACUGGUGAAAGAAAAUAACAUCCGAUCAGUUGCAUUUCCCUGCAUCUCAACAGGCAUUUAUGGUUUUCCAAACGAGCCUGCUGCAAUCAUUGCCCUCAGCACCAUUAAAGAAUGGCUGGCCAAGAAUCAGCACCAGGUGGAUCGGAUCAUCUUCUGUGUCUUCCUAGAAGUCGACUUCAAAAUCUACAAAAAGAAAAUGAGCGAGUUUUUCCCUGCAGAUGAUAAUAAUGAAGAAGAAGACAUUGACAUGAAAGAAGAUUCAGAGGGAUUAGAGCCAAAAGACCGCUCUCCACCCAACAAGAAGAGCAAAGCAAAGAAGCCAGAAGGCUCCAAAGACUCUAGCGAGGAUGAGAACGGUCCACAGGGAAAGCCAAGUGCCAAAGAAAUGGAAGGGCAGAGCCAAGAAGCAGGUGGUGCCAGCGCUGCCACCGUGCCCAGCCCUUCUUCAGAAGAGGCAGCUGAAGUGUCUAAAGAUGAAGAUUCUGCAAAGGAUGACAAUAUUACAAAAGAAAAUGAAGUAACAGAUCAUUCUGCAUGUGGCCAAGAUCAUCCCAAUGGACAAAAGAAUGAUUCAAUGAAGAAUGAAAUAAAAAUUGAGGCAGAGUCCCAGAGCUCAUAUAUGGAAACAGAAGAGCUUUCAUCGAACCAAGAAGAUACCAUGAUCGUGGAGCAGCAAGAAGUGAUUCCACUAACAGAUGACCAAGAAGAAGAAGAAGGUGAAAAAGCUCAAGGCGAGGACACACCUAGAGUUCCUGUGAAAAGUGAAGGCUCUGGUGACACAGAACAUUCUACAAGUCCUGACGUUGAAAUGAAUAAUCAGGUUGACAGUGUAAAUGACCCAACAGAGAGUCAGCAAGAAGAUUAACUAAUAAUAGGGGCACAAGAUGAAGCAAAGGAACAAAGAAAUGGAAGUAAAUGACAGUCCUCAGCAUUGCAGGCCUUCUGGCCCCGGG